Messenger RNA from Candida albicans SC5314, 1257 nucleotides. RefSeq names its product aspartyl protease SAP6 (gene SAP6). NCBI's taxonomy places the organism in Eukaryota, Fungi, Ascomycota, Pichiomycetes, Serinales, Debaryomycetaceae. The transcript has a single exon. Gene Ontology annotation, biological process: proteolysis. Gene Ontology annotation, molecular function: aspartic-type endopeptidase activity. Bases 1 to 1257 code for a protein of 418 amino acids. The record is from RefSeq and is a predicted model, not a curated record.
AUGUUGUUGAAAAAUAUCUUGAGUGUUCUUGCUUUCGCUUUAUUAAUUGAUGCUGCUCCAGUUAAAAGAUCUCCAGGGUUUGUUACCUUAGACUUUAAUGUCAAAAGAUCCCUUGUUGAUCCAGAUGAUCCAACUGUCGAAUCUAAAAGAUCACCUUUAUUUUUAGAUCUUGAUCCCACAAAAAUUCCCGUCGAUGAUACUGGUAGAAAUGAUGGUGUGGACAAAAGAGGACCUGUUGCAGUUAAAUUGGACAAUGAAAUUAUUACUUAUUCUGCUGAUAUUACUGUUGGUUCCAAUAACCAAAAGCUUAGCGUUAUUGUUGACACUGGGUCUUCUGAUUUGUGGAUUCCAGACUCAAAAGCCAUUUGUAUUCCAAAAUGGCGUGGUGACAGAGGUGACUUCUGUAAGAAUAACGGUUCUUAUUCUCCAGCUGCUUCUAGCACUUCCAAAAAUUUGAAUACCCGUUUUGAAAUUAAAUAUGCUGAUGGUUCUUACGCAAAAGGUAACUUGUAUCAAGAUACCGUUGGUAUUGGUGGUGCUUCUGUUAAAAAUCAAUUAUUUGCUAACGUUUGGUCUACUAGUGCUCAUAAAGGUAUUUUAGGUAUUGGUUUCCAAGCCAACGAAGCUACCAGAACUCCUUACGACAAUCUUCCUAUUAGUUUGAAAAAACAAGGCAUUAUUGCUAAAAAUGCUUAUUCCCUCUUCCUUAACUCUCCUGAAGCUUCUUCUGGGCAAAUUAUUUUUGGUGGUAUUGACAAGGCCAAGUACAGUGGCUCUUUAGUUGAAUUACCAAUUACUUCUGACAGAACAUUAAGUGUCGGUUUAAGAUCUGUCAAUGUUAUGGGACGAAAUGUUAAUGUCAACGCUGGUGUCCUCUUAGAUUCUGGUACUACUAUCAGUUAUUUCACUCCAAGUAUUGCUCGUAGCAUUAUCUAUGCCUUAGGUGGUCAAGUGCAUUUUGAUUCUGCUGGUAAUAAAGCUUAUGUUGCUGAUUGUAAAACUUCAGGUACCGUUGAUUUCCAAUUCGAUAAAAACCUCAAGAUCUCCGUUCCUGCUUCGGAAUUCCUUUACCAAUUGUAUUACACUAAUGGUAAACCUUAUCCAAAAUGUGAAAUUCGUGUUCGUGAAAGUGAAGAUAAUAUUCUUGGUGACAACUUCAUGAGAUCAGCUUACAUUGUUUACGAUUUGGACGAUAAGAAAAUCUCCAUGGCUCAAGUUAAAUACACUUCCGAGUCUAACAUUGUUGCUAUUAAUUAG